This is a messenger RNA of Drepanopeziza brunnea f. sp. 'multigermtubi' MB_m1, 1065 nucleotides long. RefSeq lists its product as uncharacterized. The record is from RefSeq and is a predicted model, not a curated record. Lineage: Eukaryota; Fungi; Ascomycota; Leotiomycetes; Helotiales; Drepanopezizaceae.
AUGGCCCCAUCAACUGCCCUCGAACGCAGAGGCAGCAUCCUCAUCACGGGCGCCAAUGGCGGCCUAGGAAGCGCAUUCGUAGCCAACUUUACCAAAUCGCCCCUGGGCAAACAAUACCGUGGCCUCUACACCGUCCGGAAUCCCUCCUCGGCCACCGAGCUCGGGAAGGUCCUGGGAAGUGCGCCUGCCGAGACCACGUCCGAAGUGUUCAGCCUUGAUCUCGGCAGCUUGGAAAGUGUGCGAAGCCUGGCAGCCGACAUUAAUGCGCGGGUCUCCGAUGGCACCCUCGAGCCAAUUCGGGCUGUGAUCUUAAAUGCUGGCUUUCAGAAUGCUGGGGAUGACGCUUUGGAGCCGACGAGCUUCACGGUGGAGGGGUACGAGAUGGCGUUCGGAGCCAACUACCUCGCGAACUUCGUGCUGGUUCUGGAUAUCUUGCAGUCGAUGGAUAAGGAGCACGGCAGAAUUGUCUUCGUCUCGUCCUGGACGCAUGAUGCCGAUGAUCCGAGAAACAACUCACCAAGUGCCAUCUACCCCGAGGAAUUCAAGACUAUGUUUACAAGUACCGAUGCCCUCGCCAAAGGUAUCACGUACACCGACGCCGGCUGGAAUGCAGGUAUGCGACGUUAUGGCGUUAGUAAGCUCUUAGGAGUGAUGUGGAUGUACGAGCUCCAGCGCAGGCUGAACUUAGAUCCGGCAUUGUCCAACAUCUCAGUACUCUCCCUGGAUCCCGCAGCAAUGGGAGGAACAGGCAUCACGAAGAGGUCCGGAGCACUCAUCCGCUUUAUCACCGCCUACGUCCUCGUGUUCCUUCAGACUAUCCUCGUCUACAUCAUGCCCAAUGGAUCUUACCGCCCACCCUGGAAAUCUGCGCAAGAUUUGAUGCUCGCAUGCUUUGAUGAGGAGCAUCUGGGAAGUCAUCCGAAGGCCGUCUACUUGAACGGAAGCGUGAAGGGGGUUUCUUCUAUUGAAUCGCGUGACGAGGCGAAACAAAAGCAGCUGUGGGAGGAUAGCUUGAAGCUGGCGAUGAUCCGAGAUGGGGAGACGGCGUUGCAGAACUGGCAGUAG